Molecule: messenger RNA, 5708 nt
Organism: Penaeus indicus
Lineage: Eukaryota; Metazoa; Arthropoda; Malacostraca; Decapoda; Penaeidae
Product: DDB1- and CUL4-associated factor 5-like
Exons: 12
Coding region: 825-3647 (940 amino acids)
Cellular component (GO): cytoplasm; Cul4-RING E3 ubiquitin ligase complex
Molecular function (GO): protein binding
Source: RefSeq, a predicted model, not a curated record
CUGCUCUUCCGACGUGGUACGCCAUUCCCAACCUUAAACCAUAAGGCCAGAAGGUUCAGUAACACUUAAUCAUACUGAGGAUUCUAUUUAUACAAACCUUUGCUUGUAAGCUCCCUAUACGCGGAAACUUUCGCUAUAUGUGGCAGCACAAAUUAUCGUGGAAUAAUAGAGCAAUUGCUUCUAUGGAAGAUAAAACACGAGACUAAUAUCUGCGAAUAUAAAUAUAAUGGAAGGCAAGCAGGCGUGGAUCGGAAUGGAGGAGGUCAAGUCAGCUGAUUGUCUUUACACCCGUUUUACCACCAAAACUUCUACUCUGCCGCUAUACCCAAUGCCAAUACCUCGUGCAAAUAAGCCAAGUCUCCACAUGUUCACAAGGAAGGAAUUCUUGCGGGGAAAUCGGCGCCACAUCGUGUGUUAAAGGGAAAAAGAGAGCUCUUGGCCUUGAGUGAGGGAGGAAGAACAUAAACAAAGAUCAGGUGGGGAACAGCUGAGACCUUCCUUGACGUUUCCUAAUAUAUGCUUCGAACCCACUCGUGGUCCAUGGGCAUUUAUUGCGAAGAGUGUAAUGAUCCACGAAAAGCUUAGUGAUUCAUGUUUUAUAAAAGGUCAGUUUGAACUCCCUUCUGAACCCCAGUGCUAAGUGAGAAUUGAUGGAAGUCCGGUGUUGGAAGUGACACGAGAUGCCUUAGGGAGCGAGGCAGGAACCUGUUGUGUGGAGGGAAUAGACAUGCUACACGAGGGUUUCUUCUAGGAAGGAGACCCAGUGCUGAAACCUCUCUGGGGUAUAUAGUGGUACCUUUCUCCAUGCUAAUUUAAGUCACAACAUGAGGACAUCAGGGAAAUUAAGUGAACUCUCAGGUUGCUCCAUUAAAUACUUGGAGCGAAGAGCCUAUCACUCGGCAAGGUCUGACUGGGGUCCUCAUGUGGCCUCAGCGGCUUUUCUUUCGAGACGGUUAGACUCAUCGAGAAAUCUCUAUCGGAAAGACUUGUAUGCUCAUUAUGGCUGUGUUAAUGCAAUUGAGUUUUCGAAAGAAGGAGACUUACUUGUCUCAGGUGGUGAUGAUCGGCGUGUGUUAUUAUGGAAUGUGGACAGCGCUCUAUCAGGAGCCCGUCGCCCAAGAGCCAUGGAGAGUGAACACAGUAGUAACAUAUUUUGUCUUAGCUUUGAUUCUUCCAAUUCCAAGAUUUUCUCAGCAGGCAAUGAUGAGCAGGUCAUUGUGCACGAUCUGAGAACAGGGGAAACAACAGAUGUAUUUCUGCACCGAGAGGCUGUGUAUGGAGUAUCUGUGAAUCCUUCCCUAGAUUCUGUGUUUGCCAGUGCUGGGGAAGAUGGCCAAGUUUUGCUGUAUGACAUGAGGGAAUCAGCUGCUACAGAUCCUGUAUGCUUGGCUCGUUACCAUGAUGCCUUCCAUGCUGUACAGUUCCAUCCAGUAGAACCUGUGUUUGUAGUUACUGCAAACUCUCGUGAAGGAGUCUCCCUAUGGGAUGUGCGCAAACCAAGGGUACCUGUUUUGAGAUAUGGAGAAAAAAGAUGUGCCCAGUCAUCAAUGUGUGCCAGAUUCAAUAGAACGGGUAACCAGAUAAUAGCUCUACGUAGAAGGCUACCUCCAGUUCUUUACAAUACUCACAGCUCAAAACCAGUUUGUCAGUUUGAUGCAGAGCAUUAUUACAAUUCGUGCACAAUGAAAAGUUGCUGUUUUGCUGGUGAUAACGACCAGUUUGUUCUCUCGGGAUCAGAUGACUUCAACCUGUACAUGUGGAAGAUCCCUGGGAAUAAUAGUUCAGAACAUUUUGUAUCAGAGGCUCACAUGGUCUUAAAAGGUCAUCGUUCGAUAGUAAACCAAGUACGCUUUAACCCACAGAACUUCAUCAUUGCUUCCUCAGGGGUAGAGAAAAUUGUAAAGCUGUGGAGUGGACUAUCAUUGCCAGGAUCCAAAGGAAGUCUGAAAACGAAGGCAUCAGGAAGCUUCAUGACCAGAAGGGUGUAUACACAUGAGGAGUAUAUUGGGCUGGUUAUGGAGAGUGGUCAGGAUGUUAAUCAUGACUACAGCCAUGGGUGCACAGAUGAGGACCCCCGGAUGAUGGCUUUCUUUGACUCCCUCGUCCAGCGUGAAGUAGAAGGUUGGACUUCAAACACAGAUCUUUCUGAUGACAUUGAUAAUGAACCUCAGACUUCAGGGCAUGAGGAUGAUGACACAGAAACCACAACAACUCAGUCAUCCCUUUCAGUUGUUACCUCACAAUCUGAUGACAAUGAUUCAGAAACAAGUAUGAAUGGAAAUGAUAGUUUCAGUGUUUCACCAAGACAAAGAUUAGAUUCAUCUGUAAGCAGAAGACAAACACAAAAUGAACAGCAUAAAGAUGAAGAUGAUGAUGAUGAUAAUGACAAUGAGGAAGAGGAAGAAGAGGAGGAUAAUAAGGUAUCAGGUGGAAGUGAAUGGAUUAUGCGUCUGAUUGCAAAAAAGAGAGCAAUACUAAGAGCAGCUAAGAAAGCCCAGAGGAAUCGUAAACAUCUUAAAAAACACCGCAAGAAGGCUCAACAGUAUCUCCGAUCCUUCACUUCCAGUAGAAGACAUAUCUCUCUCCCCAGAUAUUUAUAUCAUCCUGAGGGACAAAGUUCAUUAGAAGGAAACAGUGGAAGGAGUGAAUCUGCUGGCCUUCCUAGUGCCAUGGAAGGCAGUGCUGGGAGACUGAGGCGAAGAUCUUCCUAUCGCAGAAGAUACAUGGCUCCAUAUACUAUCAUGGUAACACAAAACACUGUACCAGAUUCUGACCCAGAUUCAGAUGACCAAGAAGAUGGUGAUGAUGAUCAGGUUGGAAGUGAAACUGAUGAGGAGAUUGAAACAAUUGAACAAAAUUUUAGUGAAGGGGACAGUGGCAAACGUCUCAUGUGGUCUUCAGACAGUGAUUCCAGUAGUGAGGAGGACCUACCACGUACAAAACGAAAACGUAAAGACUGCAUUGACAGUGAUAGUGAAGAUGAUGAUGCUCUUGAGACUAAAAAUGGAGAUAUCAUACGGGUAUCAGAAAUUGUGGACUCAAAUUCAAGUGAUUCAGAUGUAGAAAGAUCAAUUAAUGAUAUAGCACUGGAAAAUUCUGACAGAAAUCUUAGCAGUGAAGGCACUAGCAGUAGAGUUACUUGCUUACCUGAUAUAUUAAGUGACACCAGUCUGUCUGAGACAGCCUUAGGUAUUAAUAGCAAUGGUGUCAGUGACAUUGGUACUGACCUGAACAUUAGCAGUGCAGUAAGUGAUGCAAUUCCAAUCAGCAGUAUCACAACAGAUGACAAUGGAUCAUUAUUAUUUGAUACAGACCACAACUCACUUGUCUCUGGUUUAGAUCUCCCUGGAAACCUAGAUUUGGUUGCAUCAGCAGCAUCUAAUAGAAAGGCAGUGCAGAAUGGAACCAGUCAGACAUCCAAUGGCGCUACAUGUGUUAGUACAUCAGAUAAUGGAAUCUCAGUUCUUCCAUCUAGUACUGAAAAGAGUGAAGAUGACUGUGGAAGUAGGAAAAAUCAUGACAACAGAAAUGGUGUCACUGAAACAGAAAAUGGAAAUGGUGAUGGUGAACAAACUUUAACAUUUAAGAAGAGAAUGCCCACAAGUAAUCUUAGAAAUUAUCGAAGACACAAUGAAGAAGACCUUUGAAAUUUAUUCUGGAAAAAAAAAAUGUACAUUUCUUUUUUAUGAUUACCUAAAUGGCCUUUGUCACAGUUUCUGCUAUUUUCCUUUCACCUUUGUUAAUAUUUAAGAAGUAUUAUUUUGCUGCUAUUAUUUGCUUUAUAGAUUUAUAUUGUAGUUGUAGAGUUGAAUAUAUACAGUAUAGGCCAUUGGGCAUUGUGUGAUAUGUAAUCUAUUUUGAAAUAGAUUAAAUGAAUUUGGAAUAUUAGCUGUUUGUUUAGAUACAGUCUAUAUUGUUUGAUCACCAAAGAAGCCAAUUUGACAUGUUUUUAUCUUUUUCAAAAAAAGGGGACGAUAAGAAGGUUUGGCACGAAAAUAUGUUAAAGAAGAUGCUCACAUUGUGGGUAUAUUGGGCUCAAAUUCUCUUACCAGAAGUUGCUUAUUUUAUGUAAAUUAUAAAGUUUCAUUUGCCAUAGUUCUGACAUUUUAUAUAAUUUCUUACAACUAAAGUGAUGUAUUUUGUGAGUCAUCAUGUUAGUUCUUGGUACAAGAUGGUAUUACCAUACAGUUUUUACUGUUAUUUUUGUUCUCCGUUCAGGUUAUUCUGCCAACUGCUGGGGUCAUAUGCUGCAGAAGUAGGCUUUUUCAUUCAGCCAUUUUACAUUGUCAUUGUAUUUAACUAUUCAUCAUCAUUAAACUUCUGGAGCCUAGCAUUUGUAGUGAAUGCCCUGAGUGUGUAUGACCAGGGGCAGUAUUCAUGACAGGUCAAUGACUGUUCUUUGAGAUUUUGUCUGUGAUUUGCUCUGUUACCACAUCUUAAAGUUCAUGCUGCUAAUUAGAACAAACAUUUACAUCAUUAUAGACUAUGAUGAUUGCUACAAUAAAUCUUUCUUUUAUUUUGCCAGUAAUAUUACACAUUCCUUACGUUUAAGGGUAAUUUAGGCAACCAUGCAUAUGUUUUCAUUGUAUCAGUUAUGAAGGCAUACAGAACCAUUUGUAUUCUCGAAUAGAAAAUCGUUGAAAAUAUGUAAGAAAUGGAUCAAUGAAUGGUUGACAAUAAAUCCAAAAUAUACUCUUCAUUAUUGGUGUGUGGCUCUCUUCAUCUGUCUUUGACUCAGUUAAUUUGUUUACGACUCCCCAUGAAAGUCUUUGACAGCCAGUUUUUGUCUACGACUCGGCCAAAGUUUUAAGACAGGUGUGGAAGUGUCACAAACAUGUAUGGACAGUCUUUAUGACCACAGUGCAAAUUUAUGUGAUUCUGAAGUAAAUUAUGCAUUGAAAAUAAUAAGAAAAAGUUGGAAACCCCUUGUGAUAUAUUGUCAAAUGUAAAUUUAGUCAUUUCCUUCAUUUGCAUAUUUUCAAUUCUUGUCCAUAAGGACUGUCUUUAAUUUGUCUUCAUGAAAUUCUUCCCAUGUUUAAGAUUAUUCUGCAUUUAAAAUAAUUAGGAAAUUUUGGAUGGCCCUUUCGAUUUGUUGUCAAUUGUGCCUUGAGCCAUGUCCUACAUUUUUACAUUAUUCUAUUUAAAAGAAAUAGAAAUAUCACAGCCCACCUUUACAAAUGAUGACAAGAGACAUUGAUGUCACAUUACAUUUAGAUAUAAUAAAGGUGUAAUUUUACCAUCAUAAUAUAAAAUUUAUUGCAAUAUUUACCUUAUUAUUGCAAUAUAUUAUCAAGAUAGGGCUAUAAUGAUGUAAAUGUUGGUUCUAAUUAGCAGCAUUAACUCUGACAUGUGGCAUCAGCACAAAUCAUAGAUGAAAUUGCAAAUAACAAUCAUAGCCCUUUCAUGAAUACUCCCCCUGGAAUCUAGUUUGAUAGGUUAUCAAGUUUUCAGUUCUUGAUUGCUAAUAUUUUUGUGCUUAUGGUAUUCUCAAUCGAAGGGUAUUUUUACCUUUAAAUUUUGCAGUAUUUUUUAUGUAACUUGCAAAAUAUGUAAAAAAAAAAAAAAAAAAAAUCUGAUACAAUAUGUUGAUACAGAAAAAAUGCUGUAUUUGUUGUUUUUCUCUGUGGAUAUAUGAAAAACAGAAAGAUGAGGAAAUUGACAGCUGCUCAGUUUUCUUUUCUGUUGUAAUGAAUGUAUUGAAAAUGAAA